CAUCUUUACGUGAGCGAGAACGGAAGGCACUUGCAAAUCAUAUUAUUGAACGUGUUAAAGUUCAGUUGGAGGAUUCUACAUUGCAACAAAAAAUUUUGGACCAAUCUAUUAUUGAUCUUGAAAGAAUUGUUGAUGCUAAAUCGGCAUAG
This is a messenger RNA of Acaulospora morrowiae, 149 nucleotides long. The record is from the annotation of a GenBank genome assembly. Lineage: Eukaryota; Fungi; Glomeromycota; Glomeromycetes; Diversisporales; Acaulosporaceae.